UAAAGAUGGAUGAUUUCAGGGUUUUGUUGUUAGUUGGCUUGAGUUUGUUGGUAGUAAUAAGCGAAGCUGCAAUCCCUACAAAAACACUCAGACAAAUUGAUAAGGCUAAUAGAGAUGGACCUUAUUUGGGAUUGGUGAUUCCAAAUCAAUUUGAGCUAAACCCUCUUCUUCAACAUCCUAGCUAUAAACCCUCUAAUCUCACAAUCGACGUCUCAGGAAGACUAUUUAGAUUUGGAACUGUUGCUGGACAAAAGGCCAUUUUGGUUAUGACUGGAUUGGCUAUGGUAAAUGCAGGCAUCACGACACAACUUCUGGUGACAUUGUUCAAUCUGAAAGGAGUUAUACAUUAUGGAAUAGCAGGAAAUGCAGAUCCAUCUCUUCACAUUGGAGAUGUUGCCAUUCCUCAGUAUUGGUCUCACUCAGCUCUCUGGAAUUGGCAGAGGUAUGGAGAUGGACCAGAAAAUCCCCUAGCACUUGAAGCUGGUGGUGACUACACAAGAGAUAUUGGUUACAUCAAAUUUGCAAAUUACUCCACAAAGCCCACUGAUAAUUUCUUGAACAAUGUGUGGUAUCAACCUGAGGAAGUUUUCCCCAUCGAUGGCACCCCUGAGGAAAGACAACACAUUUUUUGGGUCCCUGUAGAUCCCCAUUAUUUCAAUCUCGCCAAAAAAUUAGAGGAGGUGACAUUAGAGAAGUGUCUAAAUGCAACAUUAUGCCUAACUUACCCUCCGAAAAUCACCCGAGUAGCGCGAGGUACAAGCGCCAGCAUCUACGUGGACAAUGCAGCUUAUAGAAGUUUCAUAUACGACAAAUUUGAGGUGAGUCCCGUUGAGAUGGAGAGUGCCGCUGUGGCGUUGAUCUGCCACCAGCAGAGGGUCCCUUUUAUUACUUUCCGGGCGCUUUCCGACCUCGCUGGAGGCGGCACGGAAGAGUCCAACGAGGCCGACACGUUCACCCCGCUCGCCGCCACCAAUUCAGUGGAGGUGGUCGUUCAAUUCAUCAAUAUAUUGAGCCAAAGCUUGGUCGAGUAUGAGUGAGCUAGGCUAUGUUGGCUUGCUUUUUUUAUUUCCACUUUUUGUCUCAUUUAAUAAAGAAAAAGUCGUUUCUCGACGUGUCUUCGUGUUUCUGUUUAGCCCUCUUGUACCUAUUUAAGAGUUUUCAAUAAAUCGAGUUAAAUGUCUUGUGUCUUA
This is a messenger RNA of Salvia hispanica, 1190 nucleotides long. RefSeq names its product bark storage protein A-like. The record is from RefSeq and is a predicted model, not a curated record. NCBI's taxonomy places the organism in Eukaryota, Viridiplantae, Streptophyta, Magnoliopsida, Lamiales, Lamiaceae. Gene Ontology annotation, molecular function: catalytic activity. Gene Ontology annotation, biological process: nucleoside metabolic process.